AUCAAAACAAAAAAAGGUUGCACAAAAUCAACAAUAAUAAUAAGGAAAUAAGGUAAUUAAAUAGUUUCAAACAGCUCCUGAACAUCCAUAAUGAACUCGAAAAAGUGUUCAGCAAAGGAAAAUCAAAAUCCCGUCCGAAAAUCCAUUUUAAGAUAUCCAGAAGUGCCAUUAAAUAAUGAACAAAUCAAUAAGAACAAAAGAAUCACUGUUUAUGGACCUGAAUCCUCAAAAAGGUCCGAAAAUACAGAUCAGAAACAAUCGAGGAAGUCACUUCAUGAGCCAACAAUCAACAAAUUAGCAGAAUGGCGGAAAGUGCUGGAUGAAGUUAAGAAUUAUUCAACAAAAGAAGUAAAGGACAUGAAUGAUGUCAGUAAAACUACCCAAGAUUUUAUCAAUCGUGCUGUCUCAUUGAAGCUUAACUUCCCAACAACUGAAACAGUUUUUAAAAAUCUACCAAAGAUUGAGGAUGAGAGCACUAAAGAGACAAAUCGGUUCAUGCAAAAGCUAUCAAAGAAAGAAAUUUGUGGAAAAAAUAAAGAUGACAUCCAAAUGAUGUUAAAUGAAAUAGUCGAGGCUGAAUAUAGAUGUGAAAGGAAGAAUGUGUCACAAUCUAGCACUGAUGAAUGGCUGAAGAUCAAUAAAUUUAAUGAACCAUCCUAUAAAAUGCCGAAUAUUAAGUCUGAAACGGAAAUGUAUAAUGAACAAUUAAGGAAGGAUCUGUAUCACUAUCUUUUCACUUGUGAUGACUAUAUAUCCACAAAAGUCACAUUUGAUCCAUCAAGCAAACCAGAUGUAUAUCGCAAGGAUAAAGAUUGCAAAUGCAUGACUGAUUUCUAUACUCAACAUUCUAUGUGCUCUUAAUUAGUUUUUAAGGAAUUACCAUAAUUACCCAAUAAUUUUAUGCUUAAUAAAAUCAAAACGGAAGUUCUCUUUAC
This is a messenger RNA of Chironomus riparius, 935 nucleotides long. NCBI's taxonomy places the organism in Eukaryota, Metazoa, Arthropoda, Insecta, Diptera, Chironomidae. The record is from the annotation of a GenBank genome assembly.